AGGGAAAUACCGCGUGGCUUUCUCCGGAGCCAUUUCCUCUCCCUCCUCCCUUUCCCCCCCUCUGUCUUGUUAUUAUUAUGGGUAUGGUUUGUGGCUAUCAUUGCUUUUGCUGUCAAAAACGACCGGAACGGGGUCCCCCUCCUGCAUCCUCGCCAUCGGUGGCACCAGCACUUUGCACAUGCUCAGGGGGCGCUGCCUUCAGCUCCAGAAGUUGCGGUUGGUAGGAAGUGGUCAGAAGGGAGGCGGGUAGGGGGGGGGUGUGCGUAUGCGUGUUUGGCUCUACACACAACACACUGACACGCAACGCCCCUUGUUCUUCGCUUUGGAGCGUGUGAUGAGGACGAAGGAGACGCGAGAGCCCCGAAACCCAGCAAGCAGGGGAGGCGGUAAGUUUCUUGCUAUGUUGUUGUCGUCGUUUAGUCGUGUCCGACUCUUCGUGACCCCCUGGACCAGAGCACGCCAGGCACUCCUGUCUUCCACUGCCUCCCGCAGUUUGGUCAAACUCAUGCUGGUAGCUUUGAGAACACUGUCCAACCAUCUCGUCCUCUGUCGUCCCCUUCUCCUUGUGCCCUCCAUCUUUCCCAACAUCAGGGUCUUUUCCAGGGAGUCUUCUCUUCUCAUGAGGUGGAGCCUCAGCUUCUGGAUCUGUCCUUCCAGUGAGCACUCAGGGCUGAUUUCCUUGAGAAAGGAUAGGUUUGAUCUUUUUGCAGUCCAUGGGACUCUCAAGAGUCUCCUCCAGGACCAUAAUUCAAAAGCAUCAAUUCUUCGGCGAUCAGCCUUCUUUAUGGUCCGGCUCUCGCUUCCAUACAUCACUACUGGGAGAACCAUAGCUUUAACCAUACAGACCUUUGUUGGCAAGGUGAUGUCUCUGCUUUUUAAGAUGCUGUCUAGGUUUGUCAUCACUUUUCUCCCAAGAAGCAGGCGUCUUUUAAUUUCGUGGCUGCUGUCACCAUCUGCACCAUCUACAAAAAAGUAAAGUCUCUCACUGCCUCCAUUUCUUCCCCUUCUAUUUGCCAGGAGGUGAUGGGCCCAGUUGCCAUGAUCUUCGUUUUUUUGAUGUUGAGCUUCAGACAAUAUUUUGCGCUCUCCUCUUUCACCCUCAUUAAAAGGUUCUUUAAUUCCUCCUCACUUUCUGCCAUCAAGGUUGUGUCAUCUGCAUAUCUGAGGUUGUUGAUAUUUCUUCCGGCAAUCUUAAUUCCAGCUAGGGAUUCAUCCAGCCCAGCCUUUCACAUGAUGAAUACUGCAUAUAAGUUAAAUAAGCAGGGAGACAAUAUACAGCCUUGUCGUACUCCUUUCCCAAUUUUGAACCAAUCAGUUGUUCCAUAUCCAGUUCUAACUGUAGCUUCUUGUCCCAUAUAGAGAUUUCUCAGGAGACAGAUGAAGUGAUCAGGCACUCCCAUUGCUUUAAGAACUUGCCAUAGUUUGCUGUGGUCGACACAGUCAAAGGUUUUUGCAUAGUCAAUGAAGCAGAAGUAGAUGUCUUUCUGGAACUCUCUAGCUUUCUCCAUAAUCCAGCGCAUGUUUGCAAUUUGGUCUCUGGUUCCUCUGCCUCUUCGAAAUCCAGCUUGCACUUCUGGGAGUUCUCGGUCCACAUACUGCUUAAGCCUGCCUUGUAGAAUUUUAAGCAUAACCUUGCUAGCGUGUGAAAUGAGUGCAAUUAUGCGGUAGUUGGAGUAUUCUUUGGCACUGCCCUUCUUUGGGAUUGGGAUGUAGACUGAUCUUCUCCAAUCCUCUGGCCACUGCUGAGUUUUCCAAACUUGCUGGCAUGUUGAGUGUAGCACCUUAACAGCAUCAUGUUUUAAAAUUUUAAAUAGUCUGGAGCUCUCUAGCUUUCUCCAUGAUCCAGCGCAUCCUUGCUAUGUAAUUCGGUAAAAUUUCUUUUUUAAAGCUAUCAGGGCGCUCUCGAGACAUCAGUGUAACAAAAUCACAGUUAGGCAAACUGCGGUGCUGGGAAGUGAGCUGAAAACACCAGCAAAACGGCCAGCGGGAAGACCCACGCAACUGAUCGUACGUGUGAAACAGCUUGUGAAAAGUUACAGGUCCCAGAAAAGAAGGAAUUGCUCAGAGGCAGAGCAUCUGAUUUGCACGCAGAAGGUCCCAGGUGGCACCAGCACUUUGCACAUGCUCAGGGGGCGCUUCCCUUUAGCUCCAGAAGUUGCGGUUGGUGGGUUCAAUCCAGGAGAUGCUGAGUCCCUGGAGAGCUGCUGUCGGUCAUUGUAGGCAAUAACUGAGCUAGAUGGGCCAAUGGUCUGGCUUCAGUAGAAGGCAGCUUUCUAUAUUCAUAAAGGAGAGGCAGUGUGGUGCAGUGGUUAGUGCGUUGGACCAGGACCUGGGAGAUCAGGGUUCAGAUCCUCCACUUGGGUGAUCUUGGGGUACUUGCUAUCCUGAUGUAUCUCACAGGGUGUUGUGGGGGGGGGCUAAAUAAGGGGGAGAGCCAUGUGCUCCAGUUCCCCCCGUUUUGCUUUUCGGAGGGUAGUUAAGUUCAUUGGGACGCCGGACAGAGUGAGGGCAAGAUUGGAACAGUGAUUGUGUAUAUUGUGAAGUGAAAGAGGCAUUCGAUGAUAACACUUCCUGUUUUGUCAGUUACUUACUAAUUAAAGCAUCGAAAGCAUGUGACCCCCCCCCAAAAAAAAAAAAUUAGGGGAACUAUAGUUUAAGGGGAAAUUUUUAAGAAAGCAGGGAUAUUUUUAAAAAUCAUUAUUGAAUGAUAAAAAGGUAAAGGGACCCCUGACCAUUAGGUCCAGUCGCGGACGACUCUGGGGUUGCGGCGCUCAUCUCACUUUAUUGGCCGAGGGAGCCGGUGUACAGCUUCCGGGUCAUGUGGCCAGCAUGACUAAGCCGCUUCUGGAGAACCAGAGCAGCGCACGGAAACGCCAUUUACCUUCCCGCCAGAGCGGUACCUAUUUAUCUAUUUGCGCUUUGACGUGCUUUCGAACUGCUAGGUUGGCAGGAGCUGGGAUAGAGCAACGGGAGCUCACCCCGUCGCGGGGAUUCGAACCGCCAACCUUCUGAUCGGCAAGUCCUAGGCUCUGUGGUUUAACCCACAGCGCCACCCACGUCCCUUAUUGAAUGAUAUUCCCUCCCAAAAAAAUUCACACCAUAAAAUAACAGUAAAGAAAAGAACAACUUAAAACAAGUGAAGCCGCAAGUAUCGUAAAAUCAUACCAAAUAAAGUGGGGCAAAGAAUGGAGAAUCAAGCAAUAUUGAGCAUUACACUGAACUUAAACUAAAGACUGAUAUAAGAAUUAGAGACCCCGGGUGCAUAUUGCGAUUUGAAUGUUUUAAUGUGUUGUUUUAAUUGCAUUUAACCUUUUAGGUGGAAUGAUCUGAGAAAAGGUUUUCUUUCUGUGCAAGAAUCUUGUGGGACUGCAAUUUACAACUCUUUGCUCUCUAGCCCAUAAACAAGAGAUUUUAUCUAUGCCUGGGAAUGCAUAAACCCAAAGAGCCUCAAAGAGGUUGUUCUUAAGAGAGACUUAGCAACUAGGGUGUUAAUCAGAAAUCCCUGAAGCUUCCUGAAAGGUAGAUGGAAGAAAUGUCAGUAAAGACUGAUCAUGGGCUAAGUUGCCAUGGUAACGUGGGACAUCCAAUACCUAAAUUGGGCAAAUGGCCUGAGCAUUUCUGGUCACUUCAAGAUGGGGAAGCUGAAAGCAGAAAGAUGCCAUACAUGUUUUUAAUCCCAUGACCUGUAACCAUUUUUUGUUUUUAUGCUUGUAAGAUGGAUGCUUUAUGUUGUGAGACUGUUUUGAUGUUUUAUGGCUCUUUGUGUGCUCUGCCUAUACUGUAUAAUCUGCCUUCGAAUUCUACUUGGGGAAGACACUUGGCUUGAGGUUCAGUUAAAACACCCAGGUUAAUUUGAGCUCUGCCCUGUUGGAAUAGGAUAAAGUACUGGGCCAUAAUAAUAAUAAUAAUAAUAAUAAUAAUAAUAAUAAUAAUAAUAAUUUAUUUAUACCCCGCCCAUCUGGCUGGGCUUCCCCAGCCACUCUGGACGGCUUCCAACAAAAUAUUAAAAUACAGUAAUGCAUCAAACAUUAAAAGCUUCCCUAAACAGGGCUGCCUUCAAAUGUCUUCUAAAAGUCUGGUAGUUGUUUUUCUCUUUGACAUCUGGUGGGAGGGCGUUCCACAGGGCGGGUGCCACUACCGAGAAGGCCCUCUGCCUGGUUCCCUGUAACUUGGCUUCUGGCAGUGAGGGAACCACCAGAAGGCCCUCGGCGCUGGACCUCAGUGUCCGGGCAGAACAAUAGGGGUGGAGACACUCCUUCAGAUAUACUGGACCGAGGCUGUUUAGGGCUUUAAAAGUCAGCACCAACACUAUGAAUUGUUCUUGGAAACGUACUAUCUGGAUGCUGGGCCCACCUGUUUAUUCCUUGGUUCCUAGGGAUGCAGGUGGCGCUGUGGUCUAAACCACUGAGUCUCUUGGGUUUGCUGAUCGGAAGGUUGGUAGUUCAAAACCCCGCGACGGGGUGAGCUACCGUUUCUCUGUCCCAGCUCUUGCCAACCUAGCAGUUCAAAAGCAUGCCAGUGCAAGUAGAUAAAUAGGUACCGCUGUGGUGGGAAGGUAAACGGCAUUUCCAUGCGCUCUGGUUUCCAUCACUGUGUCCCUUUGCACCAGAAGCGGUUUAGUCCUGCUGGCCACAUGGCCCAGAAAGCUGUCUGUGGACAAACGCCGGCUCCCUUGGCCUGAAAGCAAGAUGAGCGCCGCAACCCCAUAGUCACCUUUGACUGGACUUAACCGUCCGGGGUCCUUCACCUUUUUACCUUUACCUCCUUGGCUCCUACCCACAAACACUCUGUGCAGGCUAUUUUCAAUAUACAGUCGUACCUCGGGUUACAGAAGCUUCAGGUUACAAACGCUUCAGGUUACAGACUCCGCUAACCCAGAAAUAGUACCUCGGGUUAAGAACUUUGCUUCAGGAUGAGAACAGAAAUUGCGUGGCAGUGGCAGCGGGAGGCCCCAUUAGCUAAAGUGGUGCUUCAGGUUAAGAACAGUUUCAGGUUAAGAACGAACCUCCAGAAUGAAUUAAGUUCUUAACCCAAGCGUCCACUGUACCAAGAUUCUGCUUGUCUUUUGAACUGCAGGAGCCAACAUGGCAACGGCCAAGGCAAAGAGGAUCAAGUUUUCUGAUGAGGAGAAGUUCCUGAUCCUGGAAGGAUUUGCUCUCCGCAAGGACAUCCUGAUCCCGAAGAGCGGCCGCUACAGCAACACUGCUGCCUGCCAACGGGCCUGGGAGGAGAUCGCCGCGGCCGUCAACUCUCUGAAUCCUCUCAUUCAGCGCACUCCGCAAGAGAUCCUCAAGAAGUGGAAAAACAUGGUGGUGGACGCCCGUAAAGGUCUAAGCGUGGAGAAGCACCCUCUGCUGCAGAGGCAGCCCCGGGAACGCCUCUUCCGCGAUAUCGUCGCUCUCCUCAAUAAAACGGACCCCACGCUCCCCAGACCGUUGCUUUACGGUCCUGACUUGAGAGCUGAGUCUCCGGGCAGCCCCAGAGGAGACGCGUCGCCAACAAUCCACGCCGAAGUGCUCUCAGGCUCGCCUUGCCUGUCGUAUCUCCGCAGCGACAGCUACUACCGGCAGCCUUGCCGGAUUGAGGCUCCCGGAAACCCCAAAGCCAACGGGGGAUCGCCGCAGGCAGAUUUAGCAAGGCAGAACUUUGCCAGCCUCUCGCAGUCCGGGGACGACAUCGAACGACGUGCAGAGGGCACUCGAGAGAGAGGGGGAAAGACGUCAGCGGAGCCCUGCAAGGGGGUCUCAUUGAGCUACGUUCAUCACUCGGACCAGCCGCACUGUGCACAAAUCCCCAGGAUGCUUUUGCCUCAAAGGGGGGAAUCCGGGCGGUCCAGCGUUUCUAGAAUGCCAGAACCUAGUACCUGCCCAUCAGAAUUCCCUUUGUCAUGUAAGCUUGAGUGCCCUCUCAGCCCUCAGCAGGAAUGUCCUUGUCUGGGAACUACCUGCAGCCCCUUGAUUCAAAGCAGUGGCAUUGCGAGUUUCGGUGCCAAAGGCACCCCCUCCGCCCUUGAUGAUCACGGUGAGGUUCUCUACCCAACUCAGGUUGAACUGCUUGUCUGUUUAGUCAUUUAGUCGUGUCCGACUCUUCGUGACCCCAUGGACGUCCCCUUCUCCUGUCGUCCCCUUCUCCUUGUGCCCUCCAUCUUUCCCAACAUCAGGGUCUUUCCCAGGGAGUCUUCUCUUCUCAUGAGGUGGCCAAAGUACUGGAGCCUCAGCUUCACGAUCUGUCCUUCCAGUGAGCACUCAGGGCUGAUUUCCUUCAGAAUGGAGAGGUUUGAUCUUCUUGCAGUCCAUGGGACUCUCAAGAGUCUCCUCCAGCACCAUAGGGAGGAGGCCAAGCCCACGGUGGGCCGCGCCAGGUGCAGAAGUGGGCAAAGGAAUGCAUGUAAAAUUGACCUCUAGUUUCUGCACACACUCGCAAACCCCUGUCAGUCCUCUGUUCAAGUGUAGAAUCCUAGAACUGCAGAGUGGAAAGGGACCCCCGCAGUCAUCUAGUCCAGCCCCCUGCAAUGCAGGAAAUAUGCAGGUGGCCUGUAUGGGGACGGUACCUGCAACCUCGACCUGAGAUGCGUGGAUAGCACAGUUGGUUGGAACGUGGUGCAGAUAACGCUAAGGUUGCAGGUUCGAUCCCCGUAUGGGACAGCUGCAUAAUUCCUGCAUUGCAGGGAGUUGGAUCAGAUGAUCAUUGCAUUGGGGGGGGGGAUCCAUGAUCUGUAAGUGAAGCAAGCAAUUAUAUAUAGUCAGUAUGGGAGUGGGGACACGGGUGGCGCUGUGGGUUAAACCACAGAGCCUAGGGCUUGCCGAUCAGAAGGUUGGCGGUUCGAAUCCCUGCGACGGGGUGAGCUCCCGUUGCUGGGUCCCUGCUCCUGCCAACCUAGCAGUUCAAAAGCACGUCAAAGUGCAAGUAGAUAAAUAGGUACUGCUCCAGCGGGAAGGUAAACGGCGUUUCCGUGCGCUGCUCUGGUUCGCCAGAAGCGGCUUGGUCAUGCUGGCCACAUGACCCAGAAGCUGUACGCCGACUCCCUCGGUCAAUAAAGCGAGAUGAGCAUCGCAACCCCAGAGUCGGCCACGACUGGACCUAAUGGUCAGGGGUCCCCUUACCUUUAAGUAUGGGAGUACAGAUGGGCUUAGUUGAAGUUUUGACUGUUUUGUCUAAGUUGCACCUUGCUGGUGUUUCAGACAGGUUGCCCUGGCUCUCUGCUUUAACCCUCUUUUUCUUGGGCUUCUGUUUGCUUGCAGCUGAAGCUUUGAACCCCAGCCAGAAGGGUUGCAGCACGUCAACCAGAGGCCCAUCCAGAGAGCUUUUGGAGAGGCAGAGCCAGCUGCAAACCGAGGUUCUAGAACUGCAGAAGGAGACCCUCCAGCUGCAGAAGGAAAAGAUCCUUCUGGAGAAAGAGAAACUGUUGCUGGAAAUCCUCAAGCUCCGCCGUGACCUGGGCACAUGAGAACAGUGUCUGAGAAGUUCUUCUCUUCUCUGAAUUUGAGCUUUCCACCAGGAACUUGAUGCAUCUCAGAGGGAGGGCAGGACUCGGAGCCAGACUCAUUGUGGGUGGGUGUGAAAUCGUCACCACCAUCACUGUGCCCUUGAGCAUGCACAGAGUGCCUUUCUCAUCACCAAGCGCCCGCAAAUCACUGAUUGGUUUCUGGGCUUAGGAACAGGGCUUUCAGAUGAUGAAAAGUGGUACCUCGGGUUACAUACGCUUCAGGUUACAGACUCCGCUAACCCAGAAAUAGUGCUUCAGGUUAAGAACUUUGCUUCAGGUUAAGAACAGUUUCAGGUUAAGUAUGGAUCUCCGGAACGAAUUAAAUACUUAACCCAAGGUACCACUGUAUCCCGGGUGGCGCUGUGGGUUAAACCACAGAGCCUAGGACUUGCCGAUCAGAAGGUCGAUGGUUCGAAUCCCCGCGACGGGGUGAGCUCCCAUUGCUCAGUCCCGGCUCCUGCCAACCUAGCAGUUCAAAAGCAUAAAUAGGUACCGCUCUGGCGGGAAGGUAAAUGGCGUUUCCGUGCGCUGCUCUGGUUCACCAGAAGCGGCUUAGUCAUGCUGGCCACGUGACCCGGAAGCUGUACGCCGGCUCCCUCGGCCAAUAAAGUGAGAUGAGCGCCGCAACCCCAGAGUUGGUCACAACUGGACCUAAUGGUCAGGGGUCCCUGAACCAGAACCUGAACGACUGUAUCCCAUUUGGCCCUCCAGAUGCUGAUGGAACACAUCUCCCAACAGCAAGGGAUGAUGGGAGUUGAAGUCCAUCCACACCUAGACAACCACACAUCUCCUAACCCUGCCAUUUGUCAAAGAGACACUACAGAUUCAGAGCAUCUUUCUCCUUCACGUAAACGGUGAAUUGUUGAAGUUGGCGAACAUCAACGUUCUCCUUCCUUACAGGGCCGGGGAACCAUGAGGGCCUCAUUCCCCAUCCGGGGAGCCUUCCGAGGACCAUGUGAUUGUGGGCGGAGCCAGAGGCAAAAGUGGGCGGAGCAACAGAUUCCGCUUCCACCUGGUGCAUUCCAUUUGUGCCUCAUCCUUCCUCCUGGAAUGUCUUCUGAGGACCGCACGGCAGGGGUGGGCGGGGCCAGAGGCAAGUGGGCGGGGCAACAGAUGCUGCUCUCACUUUGCAUGGCAGGGACAUGAGCCAGGGGCAGAUCAGUACAGUGGUACCUCGGGUUAAGUACUUAAUUCGUUCCGGAGGUCCGUUCUUAACCUGAAACUCUUCUGAAGCUGAAGCACCACUUUAGCUAAUGGGGCCUCCUGCUGCUGCCGCGCCGCCAGAGCACGAUUUCUGUUCUCAUCCUGAAGCAAAGUUCUUAACCCGAGGUACUAUUUCUGGGUUAGCGGAGUCUGUAACCCUGAAGCGUAUGUAAUCUGAAGCGUCUGUAACCCGAGGUACCACUGUAAUAACUCAGGUGGUAUCAGUGAAGCGAACUAUGUAUUCAAAGAAACAAACAGCUCAGGAGACCAGACUUAGCACAGCAACUCUUCCCGGAAGAUCUUGCCCCAAGGCGGCAGUUGUGAGGACUGAAGGUCCCCCUGUCUUCCCGCAGCUGCCUAAGUCCCCUCCUCUCCAGGGUUUUCCCCAAGCAGUCAUAGACAGCGAUUGCGCAUAAACAACCCCAUGCUCUGCACGUUUGCGCUGUGUUCCGGUUACGCAAAAAGUCUUCUUCACACCCGUGCCCAGCUCUCCACCCAGGCAAGCAAGAACCAUUAUUGCAGUACACGGACAAAUUCCAGCCAGGCUUUUUAAAAAAAUUAAUCACUAAAGGAGGGCAUGGAGCCAACGUCAGCAAGAGGUGUAGCCUGUGGGUGGGUUUGCGGCCCAGGGAGAGUCUUGUGGGACCGUUGGAGAAACCUGGAAAACCCCAGGUUCCCCACCUUUGCUUUGAGCUUUUUGUUGUUGUUGUCGUUGUUUAGUCGUUUAGUCGCUCCAGAAGUUGCGGUUGGUAGGAAGUGGUCAGAAGGGAAGCGGGUGGGGGGGGUGUGCGUAUGCGUGUUUGGCUCUACACACAACACACAGACACGCAACGCCCCUUGUUCUUCGAUUUGGAGCGUGUGAUGAGGACGAAGGAGACGCGAGAGCCCCGAAACCCGGCAAGCAGGGGAGGCGGUAAGUUUCUUGCUAUGUUGUUUAGUCGUUUAGUCGUGUCCGACUCUUCGUGACCCCCUGGACCAGAGCACGCCAGGCACUCCUGUCUUCCACUGCCUCCCGCAGUUUGGACAGACUCAUGUUUGUAGCUUCGAGAACACUGUCCAACCAUCUCAUCCUCUGUCAUCCCCUUCUCCUUGUGCCCUCCAUCUUUCCCAACAUCAGGGUCUUUUCCAGGGAGUCUUCUCUUCUCAUGAGGUGGCCAAAGUCUUGGAGCCUCAGCUUCAGGAUCUGUCCUUCCAGGGAGCACUCAGGGCUGAUUUCCUUCAGAAUGGAUAGGUUUGAUCUUCUUGCAGUCCAUGGGACUCUCAAGAGUCUCCUCCAGCACCAGAAUUCAAAAGCAUCCAUUCUUCAGCGAUCAGCCUUCUUUAUGGUCCAGCUCUCACUUCCAUACAUCACUACUGGGAAAACCAUAGCUUUAACUAUACGGAUCUUUGUUGACAAGGUAAUGUCUCUGCUUUUUGAGAUGCUGUCUAGGUUAUCAUCGAUUUUCUCCCAAGAAGCAGGCAUCUUUUAAUUUCGUGACUGCUGUCACCAUCUGCAGUGAUCAUGGAGCCCAAGAAAGUAAAGUCUCUCACUGCCUCCAUUUCUUCCCCUUCUAUUUGCCAGGAGGUCAACAAAGGGGCAAGAUAGUUCAAUAGGCUUGCCCACCUGCUUAGGAACCUUAAUCAGGGUUCCUCACUGUGUGGAGAAGCCUAUGCGUGCUAAAUGUGUGGGUGUUGGGGGAGCUCAUGGUCCUUGUGGAACAUGUGAGAAGGGGGGGUAGAGAAUAGUCCCUGUUCUCGUUUUGUUUGUUUUUAUUAUUAUUUACAUUUUUUAAAUUUGGUUUUUCAGAUUAAAACUACAUUCACAUAUCGAACGUACAACAUAAAAACAAGAUUCCAAAGAAUCUAUAGGACUUCCUUCCUCGCCUUCGUGGAUCCUAUUGUUAAUCAUUUCCUCCUUCAUCUUUUAUGAUGAUCCAAAUCUUUUACCUCUCCAUAGUGUCCAAAACUGUGUCCAGUAUCAACUACAAGUGUUAUUCCAAUCCUACUAACGAUUUUAACUGUUAUAAAUUUCCCCCAUUCCUUAUUAAAAUGUUGGUCUUCCUGGUUUCUGAUUCUUCCGGUCAUUAUAGCCAUUUCAGCAUAAUCCAUCAACUUGAUCUGCCAUUCCUCUCUGGUAGGGAAUUUAUCUUCUUUCCAUCUCUGGGCCAAAAACAUUCGUUUUGUUUUUAAAUUAAUUUUUACUGAAGAUUUUCUAGUGUAACAAGCAAACAAAUAAAGUACAUCUCCACCUUCCAAUUCAUAGAGUGUUUUCCAGAGUUUGUUGACAUUCAGUAUGAGGAACCAUUGCCAUGUAUAUUGACCUUAUUUUAAAAGGGCUUGCCCUUGAAAAUUCCUGAUUGACGGUCCUAAUAAAUGAGAGGACAGACGCAAGGAAUGUUUUGUUUUUCUUGAACUCCUCCUGCCCUUCUUACUAUUAUUUGCAUUUAUCAACCUCUUUAUGCAACAAAAAGUCUGAAGGCCACUGGACAAGGUUUAAAUCAUUAAAACAACAAGAUCCGUCCGUCUCACUAAAAGGUGAGCAACACCCU
Podarcis lilfordi (Lilford's wall lizard) is the source of this 11217-nucleotide messenger RNA. Lineage: Eukaryota; Metazoa; Chordata; Lepidosauria; Squamata; Lacertidae. The record is from the annotation of a GenBank genome assembly.